AUUGAUAACAGCAAGAUAUGCGCUAUUAGAUAAACGUUAUUCGAAAGAUUUAAUUUACUUAAAAUUUAUAGUUUCAAUUCAUAUCGCAAAAUCAACUUAUUUACUAUUUUAUAUGGAAGCUUUGAGCUUCUGUAUGUCUAGUCCUUUGAAGACGAGAUACAGAGGAAACUUUGAAGGAUAAUUAUAAAUGCAUAAACAGGUAUAACGAUUACAAAUCCCGAACACAUAUAAACAACGGAUAGGAACAGAAAAGUAAAAACAUCAACACCUAUUCGUUUACAACGUCAACCCGGGCCCUUAGUCUCGAGUUUUUCGUGUUGUACUCGAAUUGACGUCAUCGAACUCACUCGUGUUACUGUGACUCACAUAAUCGGUAGUCUCGAGUUAGACCCAUCGAGCGAACUCGAAAGGCGAGCGGAAAUACGUCAUACUCACUUGGUCCCGUUUGUCGUGAAGCAUGAUGGGAUUAUUUACAAAGCAUCUGGGUUUGCGACUAUACUUAUUCGACCAAUCAAUUUGAGUGUAACAAGUUGUAAACAAAUAAACGUAAACUAGUUUACACUAAGGCGCCUUAGUUUGCACGUGUUGCAGUUACUUUUAUUAUAGCGACAAAGAAGACAAAGAAAAUGGAGACCUCCAAUACUUUAUUUAAAAAAAUCAGUGACGAACAGAAAGAGAUAUUAGUCACAUAUAUUGAAAAUAACAAAAAAUUGAACUCUGGAAAAUUUGACAAUGAAUUUACUAGGAAAAAACAAUUACAUAUGUGGAGCGAGUUGGUUGAAAAAUUAAAUGCGUGCUUUGGAGCAAAAAAAUCCAUUGUGGAAUGGAAAAAAUGCUGGCUUGACAUGAAGAGAAAUGCAAAAGAGAAGGCGUCAAGAAUAAGAAACAGCAGAGAAAAGACUGGGGGUGGUAGAGAAUCUAGUGAAAAGCUAUCUUCAUUACAAGAAAGGAUCAUAUCUUUAAUGGGUGACACAGUGGUUUUGGGGCAACAAAACACUGUGGAAUCCGAAGUUGAAGAGUUUUCAAAUCUAUUGCAGACUGAGGAAUCUAUACUGCCAGGAAUUGAAAAUCUCUCUGCAACAGGAGUAAAUUCUGUAGAUAUUUCUUCUUCUGAACAGGAUAAUGAAUAUAUAGAUUUAACAAAAGAAGCCAGUCAGUCUAAAGGAAGAAAAAGAAAAAACAAUUCCAAUGAAGAUGAUUUAAAUGAAGCAAAGAAAAGAACAGAAUCAUUUAUACAACUGGAAGAAGAAAAAAUUAAAUUAAAGAAAAAAAAACUAGAAUUAAGGGAGAAGGAACUUUCCAUAGCUGAGGAAAAUAAAGACUCUCUUAAAAAAAUUGCUACAGCACUGAAUAGCAUUGUAAAUUUAUUAUCUGAAAAUUCUUUGUAAUAU
This is a messenger RNA of Centruroides sculpturatus (bark scorpion), 1391 nucleotides long. RefSeq lists its product as uncharacterized. The transcript is spliced from 5 exons. The record is from RefSeq and is a predicted model, not a curated record. The coding region runs from base 627 to 1388 and encodes 253 amino acids. NCBI's taxonomy places the organism in Eukaryota, Metazoa, Arthropoda, Arachnida, Scorpiones, Buthidae. Gene Ontology annotation, cellular component: nucleus.